AUAUAUAUAUUACUUUUUAAUGCGAAACACUAUUGAGUAUUUGUUUUUGUGGCUCAACCAUCUUAGAGAGUGCAGAGUCGUAGGUAUUUGGGAGAGAAGUCAAGAAUGAACGCACCUGAUCGAUACGAACGUUUUGUCGUCCCUGAAGGAACCAAGAAGGUCUCAUAUGAGAGGGACACUAAGAUCAUCAAUGCCGCCUCCUUCACCAUUGAGAGAGAGGACCACACCGUCGGCAACAUCCUCCGCAUGCAGUUGCACAGGGACGAAAAUGUGCUUUUUGCUGGCUACAAGCUUCCCCACCCUCUUCAGUACAAGAUAAUUGUUAGGAUUCACACAACCAGCCAGUCUUCACCAAUGCAAGCAUAUAACCAGGCUAUCAAUGAUCUCGAUAAGGAACUUGACCAUCUUAGGAGCACUUUUGAGGCGGAGGUUGCCAAAGAACAAAGAGAGUAUUAACAUGUAUAUACGACCCUCCAGUAAGCUGUAUUACAUGACUGCGCAUCCUACCGGAAGUUCUUUAUCGAAUGUAGAUUUUUCAUAUUUUUGAGGCCUUUUGCUUUUAUUAUGGUAUACGCGUGUAUGUAAUGGACUUUGUGACGACCUUUUUAGGGUAUCAAUGUUAUUGUGGAUAAUCAUGAACUUUAAUUGUCUAUGGAUGACGUCGUACUUUGUCCCGGUC
Humulus lupulus (European hop) is the source of this 679-nucleotide messenger RNA. RefSeq names its product DNA-directed RNA polymerases II, IV and V subunit 11. The record is from RefSeq and is a predicted model, not a curated record. Gene Ontology annotation, biological process: transcription by RNA polymerase II. Gene Ontology annotation, cellular component: RNA polymerase II, core complex. Lineage: Eukaryota; Viridiplantae; Streptophyta; Magnoliopsida; Rosales; Cannabaceae. The coding region runs from base 106 to 456 and encodes 116 amino acids. The transcript has 5 exons. Gene Ontology annotation, molecular function: DNA binding; protein dimerization activity.